Rhinolophus ferrumequinum (greater horseshoe bat) is the source of this 1081-nucleotide messenger RNA. RefSeq names its product breast carcinoma amplified sequence 4 (gene BCAS4). The record is from RefSeq and is a predicted model, not a curated record. The coding region runs from base 69 to 680 and encodes 203 amino acids. Lineage: Eukaryota; Metazoa; Chordata; Mammalia; Chiroptera; Rhinolophidae. Gene Ontology annotation, cellular component: BLOC-1 complex. The transcript is spliced from 5 exons.
UUCGGGAGUCACAGGCCGCGGCCGCCGGGUGCGCACCUGCCCCGCCUCCGCCAGGCGGGCCGCGGGGCAUGCAGCCCGCCGGGGGCGGGGCUCUGAGGUCGGGGAGCGGUGACCCGCUCCCCAGAAGCCUCUGCCAGCUGGAUCCCGCCGCGCUCCUGAUGCUGCUUGUGGACGCCGACCAGCCGGAGCCCGUGCGCAGCGGAGCGCGCGAGCUCGCGCUCUUCCUGACUCCUGAGCCCCGGGCUGAGGCGAAGGAGGUGGAAGAGACCAUCGAGGGGAUGCUCCUCAGACUGGAAGAGUUUUGCAGCCUGACUGACAUGAUCAGGAGUGACACUUCACAGAUCUUGGAGGAAAACAUCCCACUCCUUAAGGCCAAGGUGACAGAAAUGCGUGGCGUCUACACCAAAGUGGACCAGCUGGAGGCCUUCGUCAAGAUGGUGGGGCACCAUGUCUCCUUCCUGGAAGACCAUGUGCUUCAGGCUGAGAGGGACCACGGGCCUUUCUCACAGGCCCUGCGGAGGUGGCUGGGAUCCGCUGGGCUCCCCUCCUUCAGGAAUAAACUGUCUACGCCGACGCCCCUGACGUAUAAGCUGCCCACGUUGUACAGGACUGAGGACUAUUUUCCUGUGGACGCCGGGAAGGCAGCCCCCCAGACCCCCAAAUGCCAUCAGCGCCUGUGAGCGUUGCGGUCCUGCCAUCACAGAUGUCGGGUUUUGUUUUUCAUAUAUUAUUUAUUGUUGUCAAUUUGUUUGCUGAAUUUCCUCCCUCAUGUGAGGCCACGGGGCUUGGAGAAGCAGUUGGAACCCACGUGUGGCAGUGCCUCAGGGAGGAGCUGGAGAAGGCAUUUCCCACCGACGUUUGGCCUGCCUAGUGUUUUAGGAUGAGGUGGUCAGGUCUGACGAGUCACUAUACCUGAGGGACAGGGGGGACUUUCUCUCUGAAGGGCUUUGCAUGGGAAUCAUGGGGGACUCACCUGGUGCCACCCGGCUGUGUGGCUCCAGGUGCAUCCAUCCAUGUUGGAUGGUUUGUCUGCAAACCGCGGUGCCCUCUGGCCUGUGAAUUGUGUCAAUAAAGAUGUCAA